Messenger RNA from Closterium sp. NIES-67, 1867 nucleotides. The record is from the annotation of a GenBank genome assembly. Lineage: Eukaryota; Viridiplantae; Streptophyta; Zygnematophyceae; Desmidiales; Closteriaceae.
CCACUGCGCUCGUCACUCCCACCACACCUGCUAUGGCUCCCACCGUGCCCGACUAGCCAAACGCCACUCGUCCCCCCCCCGCCAUGCUUCGCGCGCGGCCCUCCUCGUCGCUCGCCGAGUCGCAGCCGUUGUCACAAUCGUCGCGCGGAUGGCCCGCAGCCGCCUCGUCCCUGGCGCGCCGCCAUGCAGCGUCGUUCCGCCGCACGCUCAGCAUCGCGGCGCUGCCGCUGCUGCUCCUGGCGUACAUCGCGGUCCGGCUGACGGUCGUGCCGCAUUCCCGAGGCGCGCUGACUGAGCCCGGCGCGACGGCGCGGAGGGCGCGGCACGUGAAGGUGCUGCGCGUGUUCGUUCUGCCGCUGGACCCCGCCAUGAGCUUCGGCCUGCUCAACUCGUCCGCGUCGCUCUCCCUGGCCAUCCCCGCGCGCCUGGUGCCCAUCUGGAACCACGUCACGGGCAGCUCCAUCGCGCUCCCGCCCUCUCCGGCCCGCACCCGCGCGACCACUCCCGCCCCUGCCCCCGCUGCUCUCUCUGCUACCCCGCCCACUCUUGGUGCCGUGGCUCCAGAGGGAGUGGCGCGGGGCGAAUCGCAGGGGGGGGCGAGCAGGAGCAACGAGGGAGCGGCGGAGGGGGAGGAGGAGGAGGAUGGGGAGAUGGUGACGGUGCAGGUGGCGGCGUAUGACGCGCAGCCGCAUGUGUAUGCGUACAGCGCCGAGUACUGGCUCGCACUCUCGCUCUUCACAGGACUGCCGUCGGUGCGUGUGGUGGCACACCCCUCGCAGGCCGACGCGCUCUUCCUGCCGCUCUUCUCCUCGCUGCUGCUCUUCAGAAGCGCGCCCCCCAACGCAUCUGAUCCUCUGUGUCUGCGCCACCUCUCCCUGCGCACUCCCCCCGCCCUCCUCUCCUCCCUGCUCUCCUCCGUCGCCUCUCUGCUGCAGCAGCACCAGCCCCCGCGCGCCCCGCUGCCGCUGCUGCUGCCCGCCAUGCACCCACACGCACUGGCGCCCCUGAAGGUGCAACUGGCAGCCGCGCACUUCAUGCUCACUGAUAUCAGCCACACCAGCCCGCAGGCAGUGAGCCUGGGCAAGGACGUGGUGGUGCCCCUGGCGUCCGUGGUGCCGCCCCUGCUGGUCGACUCGGGGGAGUGGGCGCAGCGCCCCACCCUCGCCUUCUUCCACGGCCCGCCACAGAGUGCGGAGCGGGUGCGCCUGGCGGCGGUGCUGGCGGGCAGCAUUGACUUUGACGUGAGCGUGUGGGGCGAGGCGGGCACGGAGGAGCAGGUGGCGGUGGAGCGGGCGCGCGCGGAGCAGGGCAUGCGCACUGCCAAGUUCUGCCUUGUGCUGCCAGGCGAGGUGCCAUCGUCCGUGGGGCUGGUGGACGCCAUCAUGAGCGGCUGUGUGCCCGUGCUGCUCGUCUCCUCCUCCUUGCCCGCCCCCGCGCUGCCCCUCGAAGCCUCCGUACCCUACGCCCAGUUGGUGCGCGCCGUGCCGCUGCGCCUGGCGCUGCGGGCGCGGUACCUGCUGGAGGCGCUGGGCGUGGUGAAGCGCCACGAGUGGAUGCGCAUGUGGUACCGCCUCCGAGAGUUCCGGGAGAGCUUUCUCUACAGCAGCCCGCCCAGGGAGGGCGGGCCGGAGGACCUGGUGUGGCAGGAGAUGGCGUUCAGAGUACGGCACGGGCGGGAGGCGAGGGAGGGGGAGGAGCGCAGGAGGCAGCGGCAGGAGGAGCUGAGUGCGCUGCUGGUGGCGGCAGGGAUGGCGGCCAUGCAGGAUGCAGAUGGGCGGGUCUCCACACGGGAUUAUGGUUGAUGGCCUUGUGGAUGCCUCAUUAGUUGGCUUGAAAACUUUUGCAUGAAUAAUGAAAAAACAGGCUC